Molecule: messenger RNA, 2644 nt
Organism: Ascoidea rubescens DSM 1968
Lineage: Eukaryota; Fungi; Ascomycota; Saccharomycetes; Ascoideales; Ascoideaceae
Gene: SYO1
Product: Syo1p
Exons: 1
Coding region: 221-2545 (774 amino acids)
Biological process (GO): ribosomal large subunit biogenesis; protein import into nucleus
Source: RefSeq, a predicted model, not a curated record
ACCAACCAAUGAAAUAAGAAAAAAAAAAAAAAUUAAAGAAAAAUUGCAAUUUCCCAAAAUAUAAAAAUCCGUCAACCUGGCGACGGGUUUUUUGGAAAAGAAAAUUCCGGCUUUUCUGUGAAAUUUUUCAGUUGAAAAAAUUUGAUUUAUUUUUAUUUUUGAUUUUGAUUUUGAUUUUGAUUAAAUAUUCAUAUAUCAUCAUCAUUAUCUCACACACACAAUGGCAAAGGCUAAGAAAAUUAAUAAACUUGCUGCUUUGAGAAAUGAAAGACUCUCAUUAAGAAAGAAAAACCCUUCAGCUCAACAAAAUCAAAUCCAGUUGCAACAUUUAAAUGAUCAACAAAUUAAUCACUUAAAAAUCAAUUUCACCCCGAUUUUAAAUAAACUAUCUAUUCAAGAUAACAACUCCAUCCCUGAAGUGCUCAAUCACAAAAUAGCUGCUUUACAAAUACUAAACUCCCUAAUAGACCAGGAUGUUAUUCGAAAUUUUCUAUUAAAGGAAAAAAUAAUCCCAAUUAUCUUAAAUAGCGACAACGACCUAUUAUCUACAAUUACAACCUACAACAAAAACAAAAACAAAAACAACCCUGAAACAUUUCAAAUUAAUUUAAACUCUUUGUAUCUAUUGAAAAAUUUAAUUCAUUAUAACGGUUAUCAAAUAGCUAUUAGCCUAUGGAGAAAAAAUUUAUUUAAAUUAAUCGAUUUUAACAUUAACCAAAUCAAUACCCAAAUUAAAAUUCAAAUAGAUAACAAUGAUCUAAAUAACAAGGAAAAUAACCACAAUAUCUUUAAUCUAUCCCAUGUCUUGAUUGAAUUGAUCAUUAGCCUAUUAAAUUCAAAUUCCAUUGAUAUCCUUAAAGACAUUCUUUCCUCAGAUAAAAUCACUAUAUUACUUUCUUUUAUAUUUACUCUAUUCAACAAUUUUAAAUCGGUUUUACCCAUUGAUUUGUAUUUCUCAAUUUUGAAAUUAAUCUAUGAUUUCAGUUCUCAAUCUUCUCAAUUUAUUGAUAUCAUAAUUCAAAAUUAUGAUUUCUUAAACAUUUUUAAAAAUUUGUCUGUUACUAUCCUUCAAAAUAAUGUCAACGAUCCAAAUAAUAUCAAUAACAUUAGUAACAAAAAUUCUACAAUUUAUAGAAAUUUAGUAAACAUUUAUACUCAAGGUUUAAAUCUACAAUUUUUCGAAUAUUCUUUUGACAACAAUAAUGAAAAUAAAGAAGAUGAGGAUUUCAACAUUGAGAUUGAUAAUGAACAAAUAUCUCUAUCCAAUCAAGACAAAAUUAGUUUGAUGAAACUUUAUACAGACACUUCUUCUUUUUUAUCAGAUUUUAAUAAUAAUAACCUUCAAAUUAUUGAUAUGAAUCAAAAUAAUCUAGACUUUAUCUCAAAUUUAAAUAUAAAUCCAAAUUUUAAUUUGAUUAAUAUAGCUGAUUAUCUUUUAUUAUCCAAUCAAAAAUUAACAAAUUCAUUAUUAUUCCAAUCAAUUGAAACCUCUUUGGAAAUCUUAACUGCUUUGAUUGAGUUUGUUGCUAAUAACUCUCCAACAAUUAAUUCACUAGAUUCUGAUUUGCUAAAUUCUUUAAUUCAUAGUUUGUCUCCUUUACUAUUAGAUCAUUAUUUACCCCAUGAAAUAUUUCAAUUCAAAACUUUAGAUCUACUAAUCAAUUUUUCUUGGUUAUUCAAUUUAAUCGAAAACGAUCGUCAUUUAUACCCAAUCGAUAACCCUGAUAGCAUUCUUGAUACUUUAAACAAUUGGAAACUAGUUGUUGAUCGUUUAUGGCAGUUAAUUUUUCAAUACAUUACAGCUGAUUCAGCUCAAAGCUCUAUGAUUUUUACAAAUAAGUUAUUUAUAAUAUUGUGUGCAACUUUCAGAAAUAUUGAACAUGAUUUAAUAAAUGAUAACAAGUAUAUUACAGUGGAAAAUAUCUCACUUUUAGUUACAAAUUUAAAUAAUUUCAUUGAAAGAAAUUAUGGAAUUGAUGAAACUGAUAAUAUUAACAAUAUUAGCAAUCCUAGCAAUCCUAAUAAUAAUAAUAAUAAUAAUAAUAAAAAUAAGAAAAAUAAAAAUAAAAAUAAAAAAAAUAAAAGUAAAAAUAAAAAGAAUACAGACGAAAUGAAUGAAAUAAAUGAGUUUUUUCAUAAUUAUAUUCAAUUUUUAUCAAAUGUUUCCAAAAUUCCAAACCACAUUGAAGUUAAUUUAGUGGUGACACAAUUUUAUAUGAACUUAUUAUUGAAAGUCAAUUUCGAUAGCAUCCAAAUGCCUAUUAAUAUUACCGAAUUUUUGCAAAUCAUUGACGAUAUUUUCGAUAUCUUUAAUGAUGAAUCAUUUGAUUAUGAUUCAAGCAGUUUUGUUGAAACAAAUUAUUUAUCCAAUUUAAAAUUAAUAGAAAAAAAACUACCUAAAAUUGCAAAAAUGUAUAUUAAUAAAAAAGAACAACCUGAAAUAAGAGAAAAAGCCGAUGAAGUUAUAACGAAUUUAUCCAAAUUCAUCAAAUAUAAAGAAAGGGAAUUUAAAUUAACACAAAAUAAAAAGAAAUCCAGCUUAUAACAAAAAGUAAAUACAACUCAAUAACAUAUGUAUUUAUAUAUUAAAAACAAAUGAUAAAAUUAUAAAUGAAAUAAAUAACAUAAAGCAAAUUAGUUGAUG